AUGAGUUAUUGGGAGCUCUCAAGAACUCGACCUGGUAUAACCCCAACUACAACAAAAGUAGCCGCUGUGAGUAACUUCCCCAGACCCAAGAACCUUCGUGCAUUAAGGGGGUUUUUAGGUUUGGCCGGCUUCUAUCGUCGCUUCAUUAAAGAUUUCUCGGGUAUAGCCACGCCCCUCUACAAACUAUUGAAAACAGGAGAAAAUUUCACCUGGAAGGAGCAGCAACAAGAAGCAUUUGUUUUGUAUACAGAUGCAUCGCACCUUGCUCUUGGUGCUGUUUUAUCUCAGCCUGGCGAUAACGGGCUUAAAGGUGUUGUGGAGUACACCAGUCGAUCAACAAAGCCUGCUGAGCGGAAUUACACAAUAACUGAAUUAGAGUGGGAUAUCAAGAGUUAUAUACAGAGUUGUGAUGUAUGUCAACGUCGUGGGAAACCAAAGACCCGAGAAGCAUUACACCCGAUUCAGGUACCUGGUGGUAGCAAUAGAGUAUUUGACGAAAUGGCCCGAGGUUCGAGCGUUACCUGA
Cetraspora pellucida is the source of this 525-nucleotide messenger RNA. The record is from the annotation of a GenBank genome assembly. Lineage: Eukaryota; Fungi; Glomeromycota; Glomeromycetes; Diversisporales; Gigasporaceae.